Molecule: messenger RNA, 528 nt
Organism: Postia placenta MAD-698-R-SB12
Lineage: Eukaryota; Fungi; Basidiomycota; Agaricomycetes; Polyporales; Adustoporiaceae
Exons: 2
Coding region: 1-528 (175 amino acids)
Source: RefSeq, a predicted model, not a curated record
AUGUCCUUGCGCAUUGACGAGUUCACGGCCAGGCGCCUUGUAUGGGACACUCCAUUGGCCGUCGAUGUAGUCAUCGCUCGCCUCAACGAGGAAUUAAACAAGGAAAAGGGAGGCCUGAAGAUGAUCCAGCUGCUCAGGACUGCAAAGAACAGGGAGGAGCUCGAGCAGGGCGUGCAGGAGAUGUCUGGAGGGAAGGACUUCGUCGAGUUCAUCUCCGCGCCCUAUCACAAUUGGAGGAACGCCUACAAUGGCGCGACAGACGCACCAAAGGCCAUCCAGUAUAUCUUCGGGAACCCCAUCUUCGCGGAGAAUAUAAUGAAGCACGACUCACUUGCCGCACUGAACAUUCCCCUUCGGCUACUUGUGACCGAGAGAGCAGAUCGGACGGGCACGCAGGUGGUGUACCUACAGCCUUCUACGAUCAUCGCCAUCCCGGUCGACGGCAAUGUCAACACAGAAGUCAUGGCCGCUGCGAAAAUUCUGGAUGCGAAGGUGGAAAAGAUGGUUCGCAAUAUAACAGCCGUGUAA